Molecule: messenger RNA, 1086 nt
Organism: Rana temporaria (common frog)
Lineage: Eukaryota; Metazoa; Chordata; Amphibia; Anura; Ranidae
Exons: 1
Coding region: 49-819 (256 amino acids)
Biological process (GO): regulation of toll-like receptor signaling pathway
Source: RefSeq, a predicted model, not a curated record
UCUCUCCCUCUCUCUCUCUCUCUCUCCCUCUCUCUCUCAGUCACCAGGAUGUUGUCGGAGGCGUUCCUCAGCACCGUCCUCUAUGAGAAGGUGAUGGGCGGGAUCUCUGGUCCGGAUGAAACACAGAAGAAGACUUCCCUGAAUUGCCCCCAUAAUGCCGUGCGUCGCACAGAGGAGCGCCGUUCCUGCAAGGUGACACCCCUCGGGGGUGGAGCCUGGGGCGGAGACACGCUGGCCCCUAGCGGUAGUCCGGACUUGUACACCUCGUGGUCCAGCAACUACGCCAACCUCUACAAGAACUACCCGGACCUCCACAUCGGAGGAGACCACAUCCUGAAGAGGGAGGACUCCGGCUGUGUCCUAGAGUGUGAGGACGGCCCAGUGCUGCUCUCAGUGGACAUUGACAGCGGCAGUCCUCCCACCCACCUCCCGGAAGGACCUCCAGAAGGGGGCGCUCUACGCAGUGAGGACGGCCACGCCUUACCGUCCGCUCCCUUCUCCAACUCCGCCCUCAAUGGCUUCCUGGAGAAGACGAUGCAGGAGCUCUACAAACAAUGCUACGAGGAGACGCUGGGGACCAACGCCGGCUCCUCCAAUCCCGGCUGGCCCUACGUCCUCAUGGUCAACCUCAACCAGAUGAGUCUGAUGGUGUCCCAGGAGCAGAACAUGGACCAGGCCAAGGCCAGAGAGGCCAUACUGCAGUACCUGUACAGCGCCACCAGCGGGGGAAGCUCUGAGUUUGUUACCCCCGUCCUCCACAUCUCCAGCCAGGGCAACAAGAAGAGAUCCGGCACUUUGUCCAAGAAGCUCCGCCCCUAAAAAAAAAUGGCCGUUCGUCAUACCGCAAGGCUCUUAUGGCAUAACGACCGUAGGUCAGAAGUAAAAGUCAAAGACCUUUCCCCAUAGGAUGACCCCCCCCCCCCUCAUAUAUGAGGACAUAAAGACCUGGACACUAGGGGGCGCUGCUCCUCCACAGCAAACAUCAUAGAAAGCCGAUCAAUGAACUGAAUGACCGUUUUCUUAUCCUCUGAUGUAUAUAAUGAGAGUGUCAAUAAUUAUUAUUAAUUCGAGCUGUAAUCUGAUAAU